ACUAAACCUCGGGGAGAGGAGAAGGAACGGAACCAAAAAUUAAUAGCAACAAUGAAUUCUCUGGCUAGAAUUGGUGGUUUCGCUUGUGAAGCCGGGAAAAUCGCCGGAUUUGGCUUGCAGCAAGUGCGAACAAAGUAUGCCGACUGGAAAAUGAUCCGGGAUGUCAAGCGCCGCAAGUGCGUUAGUGAGCAUGCCAAGGAGCGGCUUCGCGUUAAUUCACUUCGAAAAAACGACAUACUGCCCAUUGAGCUGAGGGAAAUGGCCGAUGCCGAGAUUGCUGCCUUUCCCCGUGACUCUUCGUUGGUCCGUGUUCGAGAACGUUGCGCACUUACGUCACGGCCGCGUGGAGUUGUCCACAAAUAUCGCCUCAGCAGGAUUGUGUGGCGACAUUUGGCAGACUAUAACAAGCUAUCCGGUGUGCAACGUGCCAUGUGGUAGCAUCUAAGUAAAUCUUCUUUGUAUUUGAAUUCUUUGCUUGUGUUAACAAUUUAUACAAAAAAACAGUAAACGUAUAGUGGUCGCAUUCCACUACACUUCUAGUUGUAAGCCUAGUACUCAGACGCGCUAAAUUUUCCGUCGAACGAAAGUGCUAUAUAUUCCGCUCGGUGCCCAGUGUGAUCAAAGUGGUCAAUCUGCGUGUUUUUUUACAAACAGAAAUCUGUUAAAAUUUCAAAUUUUUUAUUAGAGCAAGCAGAAAUGUCUUAUUUGUGGGCGCUGUGGAGCUGGAGGACGAUAAUGCACACUGCAAUAUUGGAUAAAUCCUAUCCUGAAGGACAGAUAUGCAAUCAACAUGGGUUUAUUUAAUUAAAAUGAGACCCGGGUAUAAAAUUAAUAAAUAAUAAUAAUAAAAUCCA
Messenger RNA from Drosophila obscura, 854 nucleotides. It is a transcript of the gene mRpS14, whose product is annotated as 28S ribosomal protein S14, mitochondrial. Gene Ontology annotation, molecular function: structural constituent of ribosome. NCBI's taxonomy places the organism in Eukaryota, Metazoa, Arthropoda, Insecta, Diptera, Drosophilidae. The coding region runs from base 52 to 438 and encodes 128 amino acids. The transcript is spliced from 2 exons. Gene Ontology annotation, biological process: translation. Gene Ontology annotation, cellular component: mitochondrial small ribosomal subunit; ribosome. The record is from RefSeq and is a predicted model, not a curated record.